This is a messenger RNA of Peromyscus maniculatus bairdii (prairie deer mouse), 1669 nucleotides long. NCBI's taxonomy places the organism in Eukaryota, Metazoa, Chordata, Mammalia, Rodentia, Cricetidae. The record is from RefSeq and is a predicted model, not a curated record.
CAUAGGAACUCGCCGCCUGCUCCGGCGCCGCAGCUGAAGCCGAGCUGCAUCCCGCCCCGGCUGUCCCCGCGAGCCCUGCUGCCGGGCCCGGGGGCCGGCAGAGCGGGCGCGGCCUCCGAAGCCGCGAGGGAGAGGACUAGCGCGGGGCGGCUGCAGCUCGGGCCUCGGGCCGCCCCCGCCCCCGCGCCGCUCCCUCCUCCGCGCCUCCGCAUCCCGGACCUGCGCCUGCUUUCGCUCCCGCCCGCCGCGGCCCCGGGCUCGCUUCGUCGCCACCACAGCCGCGGUUGCCUCCGCCUCCGCUCCGGCUGCGACCCCAGCCGAGACCGUGACCUCAGUCCCCGCCCCGCCCCCGCCCGCAGCCGGGCCAACUUGUGCCCAGGCCGGGACACCGGCGCCAGCCCCCAAGGCCCAGUCGUGGGGACCAUGCUGCCCAGCUCCAUCCAGAUUUCGGGGGAGCCGCUGUCAGGCGCCGAGGUGCGGGACAUCUGCCGCGGCCUGCGCGACAACGCCGUGCGCCUGCUCUCGCUGCGCGGCUGUCGCCUGUGCGACCGCGACUUCGGCCGCAUCUGCCGGGCCCUAGCUGGAGCCACGUCCCUGGCGCAGCUCAACCUUAACCUGGGCGUCGUGUCCAGCCCCAGCCGCAUCAAGCAGCUGGCGGAAGCGCUACGGACCAACCGCUCCAUCCAGUCCCUCUUCCUGCAUGGGAGCCCACUGACAGAUGCGGGACUUGCCUUGCUGAACCCAGCCCUGGCUCUCCACCCUGCCCUCGUGGCUCUUGACCUGGGGGACUGCAUGCUAGGUGAUGAAGCCAUCAACCUUAUCUGUGGUCUCCUCCCUCCAGAUGGGGCCAAGUCUGGAAGGGGGACACUUAGGGACAGAGCCCAGUGGAAACACAGUGACCCAGGCAGGGGAGGAGUGAGUUUGAAGGAGCUAACACUGAGUGCCAACCCUGGCAUCACCCCCAAGGGCUGGAGCCGCCUCGCCAUUGCUGUGGCCCACAGCUCCCAAGUCCGCGUCCUCAACCUGGACUACAACCCCCUGGGUGACCAUGUGGCAGGGAUGCUGGCUGUAGCUGUGGCCUCAAGCCGGACCCUAGAAGUCCUAGACUUGGAGGGCACAGGGCUCACCAACCAGUCAGCUCAGACCCUGCUGGACAUGGUAGAAAAUUACCCAACAGCUUUGCGGAGCCUGGUGCUGGCCGAGAACAGCAUUAGCCCAGAGCUGCAGCAGCAGAUCUGUGACCUCCUCUCCGAGGGGGAGGAAGAGGAAGAGGUAGCAGGAGGGGCUGUGGACACACAGGAAUGGGGGCGAGCGCGGGAGCCUGUGGCCCACCAGCGGGGUGGCGGCUCCUGGAUGUGCCCCAGCGAUCCCAGCUCUCAGAUGGUGCUAAUGACGUCAGGACUAGGGGACAGUCUGCUGGCCGAGACCGAGAUGUGACCCUCCACUUGGGCUUCUGUGCAUCCUUGCAUCUGUCUGUGUCCCACCGCCUUCCUCCACAUGGCAGGGAGGCCCUGGCCGGGGCUCUGGCAGUCCGUAGUUGUGGGAGGCUCUGGAAGCUGUCACUGGGCGUCAGCCUUGAGGGGUGGGGGGGACUUGAACUUUGAACUUGUUGGCAGCUCUGGCUGCAACCCGCUGGCUCGGAACAGAUUUUAUAAACUCUACAACCUGG